CUUAUCAACACUCUUCUCUUAAUAAGAAAAUCGCCCACUAGUAACAUUAGGAAGUGGAAGUAGUACAAAUGUUCCAUCAAUCAGGUAAGCGGCAGUACGGCGGAUAAGCUAUAAUUGACGCCUGAUAGAAGGUGCCCCUUAUGACGCUUGCCUUGCAGUUGCUGGUCUAUAUAUAGAUUUCAGGAGAAACGUAUACACAAGCGCAUAACGGGACUAUUAACCUUACUUUCAAGAAUACUAAACCCCAAGGUAUUUGUAAAUUGUCAUUGGCGAAUGUGAAGUAAAGCAGCAUAGAUUAAACCAUCCAGCUCUGCUUAACGUAGUGUGGCCUCAGGCAAAUUGGAGCCUGAUCAUUUUCAUCUUCGCGACACUUCAAUUUGCAACUCCACUCGUCCCCAUUCCAGCUCUGCAACGACCCGCCAUCACUGAUUUUCUCCGGACUCCGAGGUACUACCGCUAGAGAGACUGUGCUUGAACCACUGUACGCCUGUUGUGAUCACCGACAAAUGCUCUCCACUUCGGUCGCGUCCCGAUCGGCGCUGUCGCGCAACCUUCGGGGACUUGUGAAGUGGUCGCGCCAGUCUUGCUGGACGAGCUCUUCGCUGUCCUGUCUUCUCCACGUGAAUAGCACCAUUCCCGUCCCCGAAGGGAGCUUAUACCGGGAUCUUGAGCUCUAAAACGGUCUUCCUUUUCGUCCACAUCGCUGUGCUGAAGGACAUUGCUGCUCGGGCGCUAAGCUAUCGGUUUUGGGAUACCUGACAGUCGACGCUUGGCAAUGACAGAACGCCGGAAUCCAUUCAUCCGUUUAAUAGGGAAGAGGGUGAAGAAGAACAUGAAAAAGGAAAUAAAAAGAAAAAGCAAGGCAAGGCGGGAGA
This is a messenger RNA of Aspergillus welwitschiae, 875 nucleotides long. RefSeq lists its product as uncharacterized. Bases 507 to 677 code for a protein of 56 amino acids. Lineage: Eukaryota; Fungi; Ascomycota; Eurotiomycetes; Eurotiales; Aspergillaceae. The transcript has a single exon. The record is from RefSeq and is a predicted model, not a curated record.